Molecule: messenger RNA, 1719 nt
Organism: Necator americanus (New World hookworm)
Lineage: Eukaryota; Metazoa; Nematoda; Chromadorea; Rhabditida; Ancylostomatidae
Exons: 3
Coding region: 1-1719 (572 amino acids)
Molecular function (GO): catalytic activity
Source: RefSeq, a predicted model, not a curated record
AUGGGCAAUUCUAGCACUUCUAGGCAAAUCAAAUUUGAGAAGGAAGCAUGCAUGUCCAGCAUCUACCUUGGACGUAACCUGGUUGUGACCUCAUCUCCCGAUCUGAUACUGACCGAAAAGAGUCACCGAAAAGAGUCUCUUGAUUCCGGAGGAAAGCCUGGUACGGUAGCGCCAAGUAGGACGGGGUUGCAGGAGCCAUAUAGGCUACUGAAACGGAAAAGGACUAGGAUGGCGAUCUGUACUUAUAACGCACGUACACUUGCAUCGGAAGCGGCCAUCGAAGAUCUGAUGAUGCACGCGAAGAAGAUCAAGUACGACGUCACCGGAUUGACCGAGACGAGACGACGUCACCCUCUCAACGCCGUAUAUGAAACUGGAGAAGAACUGUUCUUAGGAGCAUGCGACAGUAGAGGUGUUGGUAAAAUUGGCGUCCUCAUCAACACGAGUAUGGCAAAGAACAUCGACUCUUUCGAACAACUUACGACCCGAAUCGGACGUCUGCGGAUGAGAUGUGGUCCAACACUAGCUUUGACUAUCUUCGUCGCUUACGCUCCAACAUCAAGCUACGAAGAAAAAGAAGUCGAAGCUUUCUAUAUACACCUGGAGAAGUUCUACCGAGAAGACCAUGCCUUUUGCAAGGUCAUUAUUGGCGAUUUCAACGCCAAAAAACCCUCCUCUCUACGCUGGACGUGGGAGUCACCCGGUGGAGGGUACCGUAAUGAAAUAGACCACAUCAUCGUCAAUAAAAGGUUCUGCCUGACGGAUGUCGCUGUUGUACCAAAGUUCUAUACGGGAUCGGACCAUCGCCUCCUCCGAGGAAAAUUUUCCUUCACAAGGAAAGCAGAGAAAGCCGCCAAGUUCAGAGAGAGAAAUCCCAGGACUAUCAUCAACUGGGAUCUCUUCGCUACGCUAGCCGGCUUUUGGGAAGAUUCCGCAACGGACAACAUCGACAAGGAAUAUGACCGGCUCGUUGAACACCUUCACGACUGCGCGAAGAAGGCUGAGAGUAUUAAAACCACCAAGAGACGCUUGUCUCUUGAAACUCUUGAGCUGAUACGCCAGCGUGGAGCAGCACGAGCCGCAGGGAACCAAGAACUCACGUCCGAGCUCGCAAGGCUUUGCAGAGAGGCGAUAAAGGAAGACCUUAAAGAGAGAAGAGCAAAAGUGCUGGCUGAAGCUGCAGAGGCGGGGAAAAGCAUCCGCUAUGCCCGUCCAGACUUCGCCAGUCGCAAAACGAGGAUGACUGCUCUCCGGAACCCAGAGGAAACAGCCAUUGCAUCGAGAAGGGGGAUGGAGAAAAUCAUCUACGACUUCUACUCUGAUCUCUUCGACAGCCAUGUCCACUUACCUCCUCACCAUCUGAGGAAAGACGAACAAGUCAUUCCAGAGGUUCUCCCGUCCGAAAUACGACAUGCUAUCAUGUCGCUAAGAAAUCGUACGGCACCCGGUCUCGACGGAAUAAGUCCAGAACACCUAAAGAGCCUUCAGCCAGUACUCAUCAACACCCUGGCGAGGCUCUUUACACGUUAUCUGUCGGAAUGCAAGGUUCCCAAACAGUGGAAGACCAGCAAGACCGUGUUGUUGUAUAAAAAGAGAGAUCCACAUGAAAUCGGCAACUAUCGCCCAAUCUGCUUACUGUGCGUCAUCUACAAGCUCUUUACAAGAGUGAUCCUUAAUAGGAUUGAAAAAGUCUUGGAUGAAGGACAGCCAUGCGAGUAA